Messenger RNA from Durusdinium trenchii, 721 nucleotides. The record is from the annotation of a GenBank genome assembly. Lineage: Eukaryota; Dinophyceae; Suessiales; Symbiodiniaceae.
UUGAAGUUUCAUCUCCUUUUGAGCCAAACAGACGCUCUGGAGAUCUCGGGCCAUGGGAAGAUUUCGGCGUGUGGCGGUGAUUGCCCUCUUUGCCUUUGUGGUUUUGAGGAGCAAUGCUGGAUUCAUUCUCCCCGCGAAAGCAACGGUGCGCAGUGAUGCAGAUUCUGCAGAACAUGCUCGCAGUCUUUGCAGCAGUCCUUGCUUGUGUUUGUGUCCAGGGCAGCCUUUGCCGAAGAGACACUUGGGUAAAUGAGGAAGGCUUGCUGGCGUUGGUGGCUGGUGUAGCAUUCCAGGCUGAAGGCGUUUCAGCUUUGAAUGAUGCCAGACAAGAUUCUAUUUGCACUUACAAGUGUCUUGCCAUAUGCAACCAAAAAGCACCCGACAAUGAGGAGUACUGCCAAAAGGCUUGCAAACUAUAUUGCCAAAGUUCUCAAGCAGAGCAGGAUCUUGAUUCUAAUGUGAAGAAGGGCAGCAUCGUCGACAAAAUCCUUGACAAGUCUCGCAAGAAGAAGUUUGAUGCCAACCGUGCAGACAACUCCAAAACAGAGAAACUCGAUCUCUUCAUCGGCGGUCAAUUGUCUUUGAGUAACGUCACAGAUUAUGCGAAUGGAAUCAAAGAGACCGCCAAAAUCAAAGAGUUCAUGAAGCAAUGAUUGGCAAAUGCGAGAUUGGAAAGAGGCACAAAGUCUUGAGCGACUAAAUCGGCAGCUUAUUCGCGAAG